GGGCGCCCAGUGCGCAGGCGCCGGCCGUGAGGACCGACCGUGCGCUGGGCUCCAGCGGGUUGGAGCGGCGGCAGUGGAGGGGACGCGCGGGCUGGCGAACUGACGGGCGGACGGGCCAUGUCGCCCCGCACCUGCUGAACUGGAGCACCCGAGGAUGUCUACGCUGAGGAAGGCCUUCCCACCAUCUGAGGCCCGGCCGUAGCAGCCCGGUUUCCCAGCAGCUGCCCGUGAACACCCGGCCCGCACCGGCUCCGCCACCAUGGGGACUGCUCAGGUUUUGCCCGGCAUUCUGCAGAAGCAUUGCUGUAUCUUACCAGACAGGAACACAGAGUCCCAGUGCACCCUCUGCGGGGAGCCGGAAGAGGAAGAGGGCGGGGACCUGGUCCAGCCGGGCAUCAGCUUUCCGGGGCCGGCCAAGGAGGAUCUAGACCAGCCGCACUCAUGGUCCCCGACUCAGCACUUCAAUGAAGACAGGUACUCCCCUGCACUGAGGGCUAUGAAAGGCUUACCCGGGAGUCGGAACCAGCCCCCGCUGUGCUCCGGCCACACCUGUGGCUUGACGCCCCCCGAGGACUGCGAGCACAGCCACAGCUACCUGCACCGUGGCCCGGAGGCGCGGCAGCCCUACCUGCUCAGCCCGGCCGAGAGCUGCCCGAUGGAGCGUCACCGCUGCUCCCCGCGGGCCUCCGUCCACUCUGACUGCGUGAUGCUGCCGGUGGCGCUGGGAGACCACGUGUCCAGCAGCACCUUUCCCCGGAUGCACUACAGCUCCCACUACGACACCAGGGACGACUGUGCCGUGGCCCACGCUGGCGCCAAGACCAACCGGAUCCCGGCCAACCUGCUGGACCAGUUCGAGAAGCAGCUGCCCCUGCACAGGGACGGCUUCCACACGCUGCAGUACCAGCGCACCUCCGCGGCUGCCGAACAGCGCAGCGAGAGCCCUGGCCGCAUCCGCCACCUGGUCCACUCCGUGCAGAAGCUCUUCACCAAGUCCCACUCCCUGGAGGGCUCGUCCAAGGGCCACGUCAACGGCACCAAGGGGGACGGCCGGGCGGACGAGCACGCCCACGGCCACCACUCCAAGCACAGCAAACGGAGUAAGAGCCGGGAGCGCAAGGCCGAGGGCCGGCACCGCUCGGGACUCAGCAGCUGGUGGAGCUCGGACGACAACCUGGACAGUGACAGCACCUACCGAGCCUCCAGCGUGCUCAGCCGUCACCCCGCCGACCCCACGGCCCACUGCUACCCCGACGCCCUGGCCAGCCCCUUCGGGGACCUCUCCCUGAGGAUUUCCAAGAGCAACAGCGACGUCAAGUGCUCAGCCUGUGAGGGCCUGGCCCUGGCGCCGGAAGCCAAGUACAUGAAGCGCAGCUCCUGGUCCACGCUCACGGUGAGCCAGGCCAAGGAGGCCUACCGCAAGAGCUCCCUGCACCUGGACAAGCCGCUGGGGCCCCCGGAGCUGAAGCCGCCACUGCGGCCCUGCCACUACCUGCAGGUGCCCCAGGACGAGUGGGGAGGGUACCCCACGGGGGGCAAAGACGAGGAAAUUCCCUGCAGAAGGACGAGGAGUGGCAGUUACAUCAAAGCCAUGGGUGACGAGGAAAGCGGGGAGUCGGACUCCAGCCCCAAAAUGCCCCCCAAGGUGGCGCUCCGGCCAGAGCCCCUGCUCAAGUCCAUCGGACAGAGGCCGCCGGGAGACCUCCAAACCCAGAGCUACCUGCAAGCUGCCAGUGACGGGCCUGCCGGCCACAGCCUGGACCCCUCUGCCAACUACAGCUCCCCGAAAUUCCGCUCCCGGAACCAGAGCUACAUGCGGGCCGUCAGCACCCUCAGCCAGGCCAGCUGCGUCAGCCAGAUGAGCGAGGCAGACGUCAAUGGGCAGCUCGAGUCGGUGUGUGAAUCCGUCUUCAGUGAAGUGGAGUCUCAGGCCAUGGACGCCCUGGACCUCCCGGGAGGCUUCCGCACGCGGAGUCACAGUUACCUCCGAGCCAUUCAAGCUGGUUACUCCCAAGACGAUGAACGUAUCCCCAUGGUGAUUCCCUCUGACGUCAGCUCAACUGCUAGACCCUCGGCAGCCGUGUCCUACACCAACUACAAAAAGACACCACCGCCCGUACCCCCCCGCGCCACCUCCAAGCCUCUGAUCUCGGUGACGGCGCAGAGCAGCACCGAGUCCACGCAGGACGCCUACCAGGACAGCCGCGCCCAGAGGAUGGCCCCAUGGCCCCAGGACGGCCGCGGCCUCUACAACUCCACGGACAGUCUGGACAGCAACAAGGCCAUGAGCCUGGCCCUGGAGACAGCCGCGGCCCAGCGCCAUGCCGCCGAGGGCCAGGGCGGCUUGGCGCGGACCGGUGACAAGGCCACCCUCGUGUCCAAGGCUGAGAGCUUCCUCCAGAGCCGGCGCUCCUCCAUCGGGGUCCAGGACUCUGAAUUCCCAGAGCACCAGCCAUACCCAAGGUCAGAUGUGGAAACAGCUACCGACUCUGACACGGAGAGCCGUGGCCUGCGGGAGUACCAGUCUGUUGGCGUGCAGGUGGAGAACGAGAAACGGUGCGGACGCUUUAAGCGUUCCAACAGCGUGACGGCCGCGGUGCAGGCGGACCUGGAGCUGGAGGGCUUCCCAGGACAUGUCGCCACGGAGGACAAGGGCCUGCAGUUCGGGUCCUCCUUCCAGAGGCACUCGGAACCCAGCACCCCGACCCAGUACGGGGCGGUGCGGACCGUCCGGACCCAGGGGCUCUUCAGCUACCGAGAGGACUAUCGGACCCCCGUGGACACUGCCGACCUGCCCCCUCCCGACCCCUGGCUGGAGCCGUCCAUGGACACGGUGGAUGGCGGCCGCGUGUCUCCGUGCCACAGGGACGGCUCUUGGUUUCUGAAGCUGCUGCACAGCGAGACGAAGAGGAUGGAAGGCUGGUGCAAAGAGAUGGAGAGGGAAGCGGAGGAGAACGACCUCGCGGAGGAAAUUCUCGGGAAAAUCAGGAGCGCUGUUGGCAGUGCCCAGCUUCUGAUGUCGCAGAAAUUCCAACAGUUUUACUGGCUUUGCCAACAGAACAUGGACCCCAGCGCCAUGCCCAGGCCCACCUCGCAGGACCUGGCCGGGUACUGGGACAUGCUGCAGCUGUCCGUCCAGGACGUCAGCAUGAAGUUUGACGAGCUGCACCAGCUGAAGCUCAGUGACUGGAAGGAGUUGGCGUCCCCGGAGAUGAAGGAAGAAAGAAAGGUCCCCCCUCCAAUACCAAAGAAGCCCCCCAAAGGGAAACUUCCCAUCACCAGAGAGAAGUCUCUGGACCUGCCGGACAGACAGCGCCAGGAGGCCCGGAGGCGUCUGGCGGCCGCCAAGAGGGCAGCGUCCUUCCGCCAGAGCUCGGCCAGCGAGCGGGCCGACAGCAUCGAGAUCUACAUCCCCGAGGCCCAGACCCGGCUCUAGGGCUCCGGGCCCGCCCCUCCCUCCCCUUCUUCCCAUCACCCGCGCCAUGCAUCCCAUCCCUGGUCACUCCUGUGUCACUCCUCCAGCGAGCUCGCCCCGGCUGUUGUGUUUGUGCCAUAAACACCCUGGAACACCCUGACGUCCACGGUUUGCGAGCUCACGGCCACGACGACUUCUCCCCGGAUGGCCUGGCUUCCCGUCAGCAGGGAGGGAGAGGCGUGGGGACACCUGACAUACCCACUCUGUUCUCAGAGGGGUACGAGGAACACCUCUCGAGAUGGAACCCAGUUCACACUUUGUUAUUUAUAUUUUUAUAAAUUGUGUGAUAUUAGAGGCAAGAAUAACAAAAAAAACUAUGAAUGGGUGCAUCUCCCCACUCACUCGAGGCAUUAGACACCCAAGAGGAAGGUGCUACAGCUUGAGUGCAGGAAAGAAAGACCCCACCGUGGCCUGGGGUCACCGCGCCCUCAACCCAGCUGACCCCUCACGUGGUUCUCUGUGCCAAGUCUAUGGUGAUGAGAAGUCAUCUCUCCAGCCGCCAAUCUCCCCGCCGUGUGCUUCUCCAGAAACCUGGGGGGUGAGAAGUCCGCCCCCGCCACAGAUAUUCAGCGCAGCAUCUUCACAGUCAGAAAGUCAGCUGAAUGUUCAUUCACGCAGGGAGAGACAGAUGGAAACAGAGCAGAGUCUUAAGAAAGGCUGGCACUCCUGUAGCAGGAGUAGAAAAGAGCAAAGAGUUGUCCUCACUCAGAUAAAAGAGUCAUUUAUUUUUUAUUCCUUUGUCACUUAAAAUGUCACACAUGGUUCUGUCUUUAAGUUUCACCCUUUAGGCACCAUGUGAUUUUUUUCUUUAUAGAUGUAUAUAUAUUCUCAAAUGCUCUGUCAGUUGACUUUCCAGGGUAUCCUUAAAAAACAGAACAAAACAAAAAACGUUUGCUUGUUUAAAAUGACAGUCGUGAUGUUGUAAAAAGUGUAAGAAACAUGAAUGUGAGUGGUAAGUCUCUCUCAGUUUAAAUGGUAAAGAAGAAACGUAGUUUACAUUUGUAUUUUUCCAGAAUUCGUUUGUCCUAUGCAGUAUGGCUAAAGUCAAGAAUACAUUUCUUGCCUGUUUUAGACAAAAAGAAAAAGGGCACGUUGUGAUUUCCACCUGUGGACUUCAGCAAAAGUCCUUCGUUUUCGUGGUUCUGAUUGGCACCAGAGAAAAAUAGGAAGGUCUCUAACGGAAGGUUUCCCAUUCGUCUCAUGAAAUUUAGAUGCCGUGACCGUUGUUCCAAUCCGACGGUGUGUGUGUCUGUUCAGACCUCACUUCAGAGGAAGCGCCUGUGGAUUGAUCCAUUUGACCCCAUACUAGAGUCCUCGCUGUGACUCCAGGUAAAAGCAGGUGACGCGGCGUUUCCGCCCGAACGCCGGGUCCCCUGUGGCCCCCCGAGUGCUGUGCCCCCAGCCCAGCAGCACAGACCCUCCCCCAUAGCACUUUGUAUUCCUACCUUGACUCGCACUUUAAGACGCACCCAGCUCUCCCUGCAGCCUGGUAAUGUACGAGAGCCUUCGGUGAGGUCCUUGCACAGCUGGGGCGCGCCUUAACGCCUGCAGCUUCUCUUUUUCCUCGUAUUCUACAUUUCACGAAGCAUGGGGUUCGUAGGAGCACAGAUGAUAUUAAAGCAUGUUUAGCUUCAAAGUUUUACUUUUUUAAAGCUGAGUAGUUAAGAAUUCCCUGUAAGGACAAAACCCUGUACAUGGAACCUCAUAUCUGGUAUAUAUUUUACCAAACAGCCUUAAAAUAUAUUUGGAAGCAAAAAUCAGUACGAAUGUAUAUCCUUGAAAAAUGCAAAAAAAAAAAAUCCCCUGAAAUAUUCUUCUAUAAAUGAAUCCUAUUUCCCCCAGAGUAUUCUAAACAUUUUUUCUACCUAAAUCCUGAGUAGCAUACGAUAAUGAUGCUUCUUCCUAUAGUCAGUAUACUAUGUUAAAGACAAAUGUAUCUGCAAGCAUUGGCAUUUUAGACUCUAAACAUGAUGUAUUAUUAAGACGAACAGUUCUUUAGGAAUAACCACAGAAAACUCGGUGUGCGCUCAUUCACAUGGGGAAAUGUAAACUGCAUACGUGUUUGCCAACCUACUCACGUGUGCCUCGCCCGGAAUCUGAUGGGUUUUAUCUCAUUUCCUUGAACGUGUACAAAAUAUAUACCAACAAAUUAGAAAAUUAGACAAUAAUGAUUUUAGAUCCCAGAUUCUCUGAUGCUGACUUAAACCAAAGUACUCACUGGAUUUGGAUUAAUUUUCUUUAUGUUUCGUAGACUCAUUUUUAUCUUAAAAUCCCCCAAAGUCUUGGCCUAAACCAUCCCUUGGUGAGCAAAUUCACCUACAACUAAAUUUGACAUCAGUUGUUGAUGCAAAGUGGGGAAUGUGUACGAACCCCUGUUUGGUCCACGUUGUUCCAAAGAAGGUCGUGUGACGGGGGGCAGGGGGGAUGCUUGCAGCUGCGUCUGAUGGAAUGGUACCCGUUUGUGUGACACGACCAAGUGCAAUAUAUCCGUUCUCAUGGUGACAUCCCAUCAUGAAAUGCAGACGAUAAGCCAUGUUUACACAUUGUACAUGUAAAGAAAAAUAAAACUGUUUAUAAUACUGUGUUAGUCCCUCACACUAACUUAUUGCAGUCACUUCUACAGACACAGAACUAUCCUGUGAUCGUUUCACCACGUCGUGGAUAUAACUUUACUGAAAGAUUAUACGUAAAUUUGAGAAUAUGGUUGAAAAUGAUAGUGCACGAUGUUCUAGGAACAUUGUGCUGGGAAGCGCCAUGUUCUCUGUGAUCACAGACUUGUAUUCCCUGAAGAUACAGCCCAUAACCGUUAUAACCCAGGUACCCCUUUAGAAAUCAUUUUCCUCACAGCCAACAAGUUGAUGUUGCCAUGCUGAAGGCCCUGCUUAACUUUCCAAAUCAGAACACAAGUAUGAUAAACGGGGUCCUAAAGUUUAACAAAACCCAAACAAGGCAAAUGUCACUUGUUCACAAGUGCGCUUUCGAUGUGAGUCAUCUCAUACAUCUUCAUUUGUUAUUGUUGUCUUUAACUUAAUAGUAGUUGUUCUCAGUGACCAUCAUUACCAUUUUUUUCUCAGCAAAUUUAUAGAACCAUCCUAGAAUGGGGUAUGGAGAAUCGAACUGUUGUAUGAUACAAAAAAAUUACAUUUUUGUUUAAAAGGAAAUGUUGUUGAUGUUUGCACCUCAAGAUCGAUACUAAAGACUUCCAGCAGUAAAUAGUAGAAAAGUGUAUUAGGGAAAAUAACAGAUUACAUUUAAGAUUCCCUCUUUAAAAAAAAGUAACCAGCAAGUCAGUGGCCCUGCUAGAUCCUGUAGAAGUGGCCAAAUUUAUGACCAGAAGACAACACGAUUCCACAGCCCACAGAUGCAUGGGCUUUGAACAUUUCUUUUGGGGUCUGUGCUCCCGUUUGCCUUUCCCAAUACCAUGUGGAGCAACCAGUGUAUCCGUCACUUUAGUUCAAAGAUCCCGCGUUGCAUAUUCACUCAAAUCCACGGCCCGAUCCGGGAUGGACUCUACCUGGAAAGAAAAGUCAUGUUGCAGACGUUUGGUCCAAGUGCCUGGAGUGACUCUGAAUGUGGGCUCUUCAAAGCAGCUGCCUGAUUUGGGCCAAAGCUUUCAGUGGUGAGCAGGGAGCAGAAGAAAGGAGGAACGGUCCUCAUCAGAAAGCCUUUUCCCGUCGGCAGUAACUGGGUCAAAUCGCACAGACCUCGAGCGCCCUGAGGAUCUGGAGGCCCCUGGGGCAUCUCAAGGGAGACGUGGCCAAGGCCUGAGCUGCUUUUCGCUGGCAGAGCCAUCAGCCUCCUUCAGGGUUCUGUCGGGUUCCCAGAAGGUCCCACGUGCCUCAUCUGGAAUCAGCUUGGGAACGUGUGGGCCCCCAGGCUGGCCAGAGUCACCAGCACCUGGUCCAGGGGAGUGGAGGCCUCCAAGAACUUCGGCCAGUGAGGCAGGGACGUGCCCACCUCGGAUGGAGAAGGGCAGCCCCGACGGUUCAGCCUGGGGAGGGCACGUGGAUGCCGCAUCUCCCUGCCUUUCUGAAAAGGGACGUUCCUGUCGCGUCUCCCAGAUGGACCCAAUGGCUCCAUCCCGCAUCUUUCACCUGUGCACGUUUCCCAGGCACCUCCUUGCUUCUCAGAGCCUGAACCGCUGAUUAUUUUUUUUCCUUUUACUGCAAAUUUAACAUACUAAUCAGGUAGUUGAAGACAGUGGUUUCAUAUACUAGCCCCUGAGGUUCUCCUUUGUUUUUAUCUGCAUACUUGCUUACACUCGUUUGAAAGUUUUGGUUGACUACAGGGUUCCAGAAUUUGAAAAUAAAAUAGAAAACCUCAAGCGUAAGUAACCAAGACUGUAGCAGCUGCUGGUAGUAGGUACGUUUCACCACCAGGCUGGAGCCGUGGAAGCGGCUUCAUCAGCACCCCCUGCACCAUUUGUCAUAAAGCUCGCGGCAUCAGGUCCCGUCAGAGCCCUGUGCCUUCACAGCAAGGGUCAACCUGGUCCCUUUACUAAGUUGACGGUUGUAGUAAGUGUGGGCAGUGGACGCAAUGCUGGGAAAGGUGCCCUUUUACAGUUUAAGGAAACGCCCUUUAGCACAGAGUGGCUGCAGAGGGUUCUGGAGUCGAAUGAGAAGCCCGGCUUCUGUUCCUACAUCAGCCGCAACUUCUCUUGACCCCGCGUCUCAGUUUUCUCCCAUCCCCGUCGCCCUCACAGACGUUUUGUGAAGACUGAUGACAUUCACAUCCUCUGAGCUCCUUGGAAUCAGGUGUGAAAGUGUCUGUUCUCGAUAAAGCUGAUGCCCACGGCCCCCUUCUGUGUGGCGGAUGCUUGCGGAGGUCAAGUCACUUCCUGAGCAUCUCAGAGAUGGUCAGGACCACCAGACGCAGCGGUCCCCUCCUGAGAGGGCUGUCUGGGCUCGGCAGGAGGCUGCCAGGAGCUCCGUGAAGGCCUGGAAAUGGAGAACUACCGGGGGCCUUUCUCCAUUUCUUCUAGCUUUGAUGGCAAGCGCUUCUAGAUGUUUCCACGAACAAGGACCAGGCACCACCCAGAAUGAGGUGAUGUUUUCACCACUGCUUAAGCACAGCGUCAUCUUAGAUGAAAUGACGAGCUCUUAAGUGAAACGUGAACGUGAGAGAGAAAAAAUAAUUUGGAAACAGAAAGCUGAGCAUGUGGGACAGUGCCGAGGAUGGACUCAGACGUACCAAAAUCGCUGAAGGUUUGUGAAACUGGCCCCUCUGGCCUGGCUUUUUAUAAUGACCCCGUUUCACACCUCAGAGAACGUGAAGUGCCCCGUGGGAAUGCUCCGAGGAAACUCCACCUCUUCAUCCUUGCAACAUCGAGAAAUCCACGUAAUUUCCUGAAUUGCUGUCCUAACCCUGGCAUUUUGAUCCAGCAUUUAAAGAAAUUAUUUCAAGUUUCAAUCUCGACUCUUGACAGAUGACUUCUUUGCAGAGGAAAUGUUAGUUACCUACGACAACACUACUUUUUAAAAGAUUUUGUAUACACACACACACACACACACACACACACACACAGGUAACGGGGGUUUACCUCCCUUUCUUAGAUUUUAUGUGACUUCAUCACGGGUGCUUAUUCUGAACCUGAAAGCCUCGGGAACGAAACGAUCACAUCCUCAGUGGAGGAGAGGCGACGGUGAAAGGAAAGGUCUCUGCCUGAUCUGUGUACACAUUUCUGUCUUACAAGCAGACCAGGGAGAGGAUGUCGGUUCGUGCUGGCGAACAGGCAAGAAGGGAGCUCCAAGGCUGUCUGUGGUACCUCACAGGUGCCAUUCACCCGCUCUUUGACACCCCCCUACCCAUCUCACCCCGCCACGGCCCAGCCCAUCGCUUGACUACUAUCACAUCACUUAAAGGGCUCAGUACGUCUCUCUCCCUCCACUUUAUAACUGGUUUGCUGAAUUCAAAAAGUUUCCCCUCGCCGGUAGUGAAUCCUAGGCUACUUCUGAACUCUUAUUUCCAAAUACUGUCACUUUCCUCCCCGUGCGGGUCCUCCCCGCCCGGAGAGCGGUCCACACACCCACCCCCCAUGUCACAAUACCCAGGUGUGGCCUAAGGACUAAAGGAAAUGCCUCCUACAGAAAUUCAAGGAAUGUUAGAACCAGGAAACUAGCUGUUAACGUUUUUUGUUUUUUUUUAAAAGUAUAUAAAUAUAUAUAUAAAUAUAUAUACAUAUGAA
Messenger RNA from Orcinus orca (killer whale), 9659 nucleotides. It is a transcript of the gene DLGAP2, whose product is annotated as DLG associated protein 2. The transcript has 16 exons. Bases 260 to 3436 code for a protein of 1058 amino acids. Lineage: Eukaryota; Metazoa; Chordata; Mammalia; Artiodactyla; Delphinidae. The record is from RefSeq and is a predicted model, not a curated record. Gene Ontology annotation, cellular component: glutamatergic synapse; postsynaptic specialization. Gene Ontology annotation, biological process: signaling. Gene Ontology annotation, molecular function: molecular adaptor activity.